Benincasa hispida (wax gourd) is the source of this 1112-nucleotide messenger RNA. Its product is annotated as ras-related protein RABA5d-like. Lineage: Eukaryota; Viridiplantae; Streptophyta; Magnoliopsida; Cucurbitales; Cucurbitaceae. Gene Ontology annotation, molecular function: GTPase activity; GTP binding. The record is from RefSeq and is a predicted model, not a curated record.
GCUCUGCUUCUUCAUCCUCCGCCAUUCCCAUUCUUCCAUUAUUUGCUUCUUCAUCUUCCUUUCUCUCUCUAACAACUUGCAUUCACAUCUUUCAUUAUCAAUUUCCCCCAAUUCCCCAAGGAAUUUGAAGCUUACCCAAUGUCGUCUUCCGACGAUGAAGGAGGCGAGGAGUAUCUCUUCAAGAUCGUCAUCAUCGGAGACUCUGCCGUCGGCAAGUCCAAUUUGUUAUCUCGUUAUGCCAGAAACGAGUUCAAUCUCCACUCCAAAGCCACCAUCGGCGUCGAAUUUCAGACUCAGGUUAUGGAUAUCGACGGCAAAGAAGUUAAGGCUCAGAUUUGGGAUACUGCCGGCCAGGAGCGCUUCCGCGCUGUUACUUCUGCUUACUACCGCGGCGCCGUUGGUGCUCUCAUCGUUUACGAUAUCAGCCGCCGCUCCACUUUCGAUAGUGUCGGCCGAUGGCUCGACGAGCUCAAGACUCAUUCCGAUACAACUGUAGCAAUGAUGCUAGUCGGGAACAAAUGCGAUUUGGAGAACAUUAGGGAUGUAACUGUUGAGGAAGGCACGAGUCUUGCAGAAGCCGAAGGGUUGUUCUUCAUGGAGACAUCUGCUCUAGAUUCGACAAAUGUUAAAAGGGCUUUCGAGAUUGUGAUCAGAGAAAUAUACAACAACGUCAGCAGGAAGGUCCUGAAUUCAGAUACUUACAAAGCAGAAUUAUCCGUCAACCGGGUGAGCCUCGUCAACAACGGUGGAUCGAAGCAAUCAGAAGGCUACUUUUCUUGCUGUUCCAGGUGAUCUUCAUCAUCUCUUAGCUCCUCCACAAAUUUAGCCUUUUCACCAUGUUGGCUUCUUAGUUUUCUGUUUUAUUGGUGUGGUGAAUCAAAUUGGUUGUUUUUCUAUGUUUGUUUCCUUCAUAAUUUCCCCCAAAGCUCCUCAAAUGCAAUGUAAGACCAUUUCCAUAUAUAGAAAUGAAAUUAUUUCUUUGAAUUUAAUUAAGACAAGAAAAAAAACACUUUUGUAUUAAUUAUUAUUUGAACCAAAUUGUAAGAGCAAAUAUGAACAGUUUUCUUUCCCCUUUUUCUUUGUUUUAGUUUGUAAAGUUGAUUGUACCGAGA